Hevea brasiliensis (rubber tree) is the source of this 2707-nucleotide messenger RNA. RefSeq names its product probable beta-D-xylosidase 5. The record is from RefSeq and is a predicted model, not a curated record. Lineage: Eukaryota; Viridiplantae; Streptophyta; Magnoliopsida; Malpighiales; Euphorbiaceae. The transcript has 7 exons. Gene Ontology annotation, biological process: arabinan catabolic process; xylan catabolic process. The coding region runs from base 21 to 2399 and encodes 792 amino acids. Gene Ontology annotation, cellular component: plant-type cell wall. Gene Ontology annotation, molecular function: xylan 1,4-beta-xylosidase activity; alpha-L-arabinofuranosidase activity.
GCAAAACACACACAUACACAAUGGCCAAAACUUUUAUUUCGCUUUCUCUUAUUGUUAGCGUAGCUUUCUUAGCUAUUUGCACUGCUAGAAGGCCUCCAUUGGUCAGUGAUGUACCUGUUAAUUACACCCAUGUGUGUGAACCUUCAAGGUUUGCUAAACAAGGUCUGGACAUUGCUGAAUUUGGCUACUGUGACACUUCCCAAUCUUUUGAGAAGAGGGCAAAGGAUCUAAUAGACAGGAUGACCCUAGAAGAAAAGGUGCUACAGUUGGGAAAUUCUGCUGCUGGUGCGUCUAAAAUAGGGCUGCCGCCUUAUGAAUGGUGGUCUGAGGCCUUGCAUGGUGUCUCCAACACUGGUCCAGGGACAAACUUUGAUGAAGUAGUUCCUGGUGCAACAAGUUUUCCUACAGUUUUACUUACAACUGCAUCUUUUAACCAGUCUCUCUGGAAAACAAUUGGCGAGGUUGUUUCGUCAGAAGCCAGAGCAAUGUACAACUUGGGAAAAUCUGGAUUAACGUUUUGGAGCCCAAACAUAAACGUAGCAAGGGAUCCCAGAUGGGGAAGAAUUCUUGAGACACCAGGAGAAGAUCCAUUUGUUGUUGGUACAUAUGGUGCUAUUUAUGUAAGAGCAUUGCAAGAUGUUGAAGGAACAUUAAACACCACAGACUUGAAUUCUAGACCUCUCAAAGUUGCUGCUUGCUGUAAGCAUUACACUGCUUAUGAUAUUGAAGACUGGUUGGGGGUGGAUCGAUUUCAUUUCGAUGCAAGGGUGACUGAGCAAGAUAUGUUGGAGACAUUUCAGCGGCCUUUUGAAAUGUGUGUUAGAGAUGGUGAUGCUAGUAGUGCUAUGUGCUCAUUUAACCGUGUUAAUGGCAUCCCUGUUUGUGCUGAUAAAACACUUUUACAAGACAAAAUUAGAGGACAAUGGGAUCUUCACGGAUACAUAGUUUCAGAUUGUGAUUCAAUUGAGGUGAUGGUUCAUGGCCAAAAAUGGCUUGGGGACACACAAGAGGAUGCCGUUUCUCAAGUUUUAAAGGCAGGAUUGGAUCUUGACUGCGGAGACUAUUAUCCCAAGUAUCUAAAGAGUGCAUUGAUGCAAGGACAAAUUAGUGAAGCUGAGAUUGACAGAUCACUAAAAUAUAUUUAUGUUGUCCUAAUGAGGCUAGGAUACUUUGAUGGAAGUCCUUUCAGUUCGCUUGGUAAGAAGGAUAUUUGCUCCAAUGAAAAUAUUGAGUUAGCAGCUGAAGCAGCUAGAGAAGGAAUUGUUCUCCUAAAAAAUAAUGGAACUUUGCCCUUGAAUUCUUCCAAGUUGAAGAAACUUGCUGUAAUUGGACCACAUGCCAAUGCUACGAAAGCAAUGAUUGGAAAUUAUGCAGGUAUUCCUUGCCGGUAUGUUUCUCCAAUUGAAGGCUUCUCAGCAUUUGCAGAAGUGACAUACGAAAUGGGAUGUGCAGAUGUUGCUUGUAAAAAUGACAGUUUGAUCUUUCCAGCAAUGGAAGCUGCACGUGAAGCAGAUGCCACUAUAUUAAUGGUGGGUUUGGACUUGUCUGUUGAAGCUGAAGGCAGGGACAGGGUGGAUCUCCUCCUCCCAGGUUACCAAACUCUGUUGAUCAACCAAGUUGCUAAAGCCUCCAAAGGUCCAGUGAUCCUUGUAAUUAUGGCAGCGGGUUGUGUUGAUAUCUCUUUUGCCAAGAAUAAUGAACUGAUCCAGGCCAUCUUGUGGGCUGGAUACCCUGGCCAAGAAGGUGGUCGAGCUAUUGCAGAUAUUGUUUUUGGAAAACACAAUCCUGGUGGAAGAUUGCCACUUACAUGGUAUAAGGCUGAAUAUGUUGAUGCGGUACCCAUGACAUCCAUGUCACUAAGGCCAGUUGAUGAGUUUGGCUACCCUGGAAGGACAUACAAAUUCUUCAAUGGCUCAACCGUGUACCCAUUUGGCUAUGGACUCAGCUAUACGAAUUUCAGUUACAAGAUAACACCCUCAAAGACUGCGCUUAAGAUAAAAUUGAACAAGUACCAGCACUGCAACAACUUGAACUAUACCAAUGAUGAUAUCAAGCCAUUUUGCCCUGCUGUUUUGGUUGAGGACUUAGGUUGUGAACAUGAGUUCGGACUUGAGGCCACAGUUGAAAAUGCAGGGAAAAUGGAUGGAAGUGAAGUUGUAAUGGUCUACUCCAAGCCUCCAAUGGGAAUUACUGGGACUCAUGCCAAGCAAGUGAUUGGAUUUGAAAGGGUAUUUGUUCCGGCAGGAGGGAAAAACAAGGUCAAGUUUACAUUUGAUGUUUGUAAGAGCUUAGCGAUUGUGGAUGGAAGAGGCAACAAGGUUUUGCCAUCUGGUUUGCACACAAUCAUGGUGGGAGAUGCUGAUGUCUCAUUUUUUGUUGAAGUGCAGUUUUAUCAGUAGUGGGUUAGCAUCCCUCUAAUUAGGGAUAGGCCUAGUAGAUGCUCAUAUAUUACAAUCUUUGCUCUGGAAUUCCGUCCCUACUAAUAGAGCAACUAUUGCUUUGUAAUGGGGAGAUUGAUACCAUGCAAUUUAUGAAGUAAUAAUAAUAUUGGCAUAUUAUUUAUAGUUUUGUUUUGUGAACGAAUCAUGAAAUAAUCAUCGUCUUUAAUAACUAUAAAUAAUGUGGUACGGUAUAAUAACAUUGGGGAGGAGGCUUGCAUUGCCUGUUUGGAGGCACCUGAUCAACCUUCUCCGGUUCAAUUUCAAAC